This is a messenger RNA of Aspergillus saccharolyticus JOP 1030-1, 912 nucleotides long. RefSeq names its product Arf family GTPase SAR1 (gene sar1). Gene Ontology annotation, molecular function: GTP binding; GTPase activity. The record is from RefSeq and is a predicted model, not a curated record. Gene Ontology annotation, cellular component: endoplasmic reticulum exit site; COPII vesicle coat. The coding region runs from base 1 to 570 and encodes 189 amino acids. Lineage: Eukaryota; Fungi; Ascomycota; Eurotiomycetes; Eurotiales; Aspergillaceae. The transcript has 6 exons. Gene Ontology annotation, biological process: endoplasmic reticulum to Golgi vesicle-mediated transport; intracellular protein transport; vesicle organization.
AUGUGGAUCAUCAACUGGUUUUACGACCUUCUGGCCUCCCUUGGCCUGCUCAACAAGCACGCCAAGCUGCUGUUCCUCGGUCUCGACAAUGCCGGAAAGACUACUCUCUUGCACAUGCUGAAGAAUGAUCGCGUUGCCAUCCUCCAGCCUACCGCUCAUCCCACGUCGGAGGAGCUGGCUAUCGGUAACAACCGUUUCACGACCUUUGAUCUGGGUGGUCACCAGCAGGCUCGCCGUCUCUGGAAGGACUACUUCCCCGAAGUCAGCGGUAUCGUCUUCCUGGUCGACGCCAAGGACCACGAGCGGUUCCCCGAGUCCAAGGCCGAGUUGGAUGCCCUGCUUGCCAUGGAGGAUCUGGCCAAGGUUCCCUUCCUGAUCCUGGGCAACAAGAUCGAUCACCCGGAUGCCGUGAGCGAGGAUGAGCUCCGACACCAGUUGGGUCUGUACCAGACCACGGGCAAGGGCAAGGUCCCUCUCGAGGGCAUCCGGCCUAUCGAGGUGUUCAUGUGCAGUGUUGUGAUGAGACAGGGUUACGGCGAGGGUAUCAGAUGGCUGUCUCAAUAUGUCUAGAAGUACUUUUCUCCCCUUCACGCGCCCCGCCUCACUGUACCGUAUACACCAUUCCCCCUCUUCCUCACCCUAUCUUAGCCCACUUGUCUACUCUACCGCUUCCAAUCUAUACCAAUAUUUACACCUGUCAAACAUACAACCAAACAUCAGAACUCCCGCGCUUUUCUGCUGUCCACAAUUGGUGGUAGUUAGGAGUUCUCCUCGAAUACCUCUUGUCUCUAUCCUCGUCCUUUGAGGGGGUUACCUCGUUUUCGAUGCUAGUUCCGCGUUAGCUUCAAAACUUUAUCUUAACGCAUUACGCUUUCCUAUUCCGAGUAUCAGUCUAUCCGCCUGUGUUUUGGA